Molecule: messenger RNA, 1250 nt
Organism: Otolemur garnettii (small-eared galago)
Lineage: Eukaryota; Metazoa; Chordata; Mammalia; Primates; Galagidae
Gene: NR0B2
Product: nuclear receptor subfamily 0 group B member 2
Exons: 2
Coding region: 134-907 (257 amino acids)
Biological process (GO): circadian rhythm; negative regulation of transcription by RNA polymerase II
Cellular component (GO): nucleus; cytoplasm
Molecular function (GO): transcription factor binding; transcription corepressor activity
Source: RefSeq, a predicted model, not a curated record
UCAAUGAACAUGAUUUCUGGAGUCAAGGUUGUCAGGUCAUUCUCCCCUCCCACCCACUGGAGAUAUAAAUAGCACUUACAGCUCAGAACACAGUGCCAGAGAGCUGGGAGGAAGUAGAAGCAGAUCGCCAACCAUGAGCUCCAGCCAACCGGGGGCCUGCCCAUGCCAGGGUGCCGUAGGGCGCCCAGCCAUUCUGUAUGCACUUCUGAGUCCCAGCCUCAGGCCUGUCCCCCCACCCCGUAGCCACUGCCUGUGCAGGCAGCACCGGCCUGUCCAGCUGUGUGCACCUCAUCGGACCUGCAGGGAAGCCUUGGACGUCCUGGCCAAGACAGUGGCCUUCCUCAGGAACCUGCCAUCCUUCUGCCAGCUGCCUCCCCAGGAUCAGCGGCAACUGCUGCAGGGGGGGUGGGGCCCCCUCUUCCUGCUUGGGUUGGCCCAAGACACUGUGACCUUCGAGGUGGCUGAGGCUCCGGUGCCCAGCAUACUCAAGAAGAUCCUUCUGGAGGAGCCAGGCAGCAGCAGAGGUGGCAGCCAGCUGCCAGACAGACCCCAGCCCUCACUGGCUGCAGUGCGGUGGCUUCAGUGCUGCCUGGAGUCCUUGUGGAAUCUGGAGCUGGGCCCUAAGGAAUAUGCCUACCUGAAAGGGACCAUCCUCUUCAACUCUGACCUGCCAGGCCUCCAGGCCUCCUCCCACAUUGGGCACCUGCAGCAGGAGGCUCAUUGGGCACUGUGUGAAGUCCUGGAGCCCUGGUGCCCAGCAGGUCAAGGCCGCUUGGCCCGUGUCCUCCUCACAGCCUCCACCCUCAAGUCCAUCCCACCCAGCCUGCUUAGGGACCUCUUCUUUCGCCCUAUUAUUGGAGAUGUUGACAUCACUGGACUCCUUGAGGACAUGCUUUUGCUGAGGUGACCUGCUCCAGUUCCAGCAGAGAUCAGAUGUAGACUGGGCAGAGGCUGGCAGUGCUUAUUCAACCUGGACUUCCCUAGGGGUGACCAGUCCUCCUGGAGGGGACAAGGCUGUACAGACAGCACGUGGCCCCUCAUGCUAGCCACACACCGUCUGGGACUGCCUUGGUUUGGAUACAGUGCCUAGCAGGCCUUUGGUGGUCCCUGGAGCCUCUGAGCCAAGACUCCUGUCCCCUUCUGAGUUGGAAAAGAAAGCUUAGGCUGUCAUUGGACCAGAAAUCCUACUGCUUUGUACAGAACGGAAUUAAGUUAUUGAUUUUUGUAAUAAAAGCUGGGAUACCUUUGAA